GUCAUUUCCUAUCUGGCAACCCUGGUUGUGUCUGAUWAAUGCAGCGACGUGUUGGUCAGGAGAGCAGAGGAUUGAGCUGAUUCAGACAGUGAACUCCUGCGGGGGUUUUUAGUUUAUUUUAUUUAUUGGUUUGUUUUUGAUUCUUUAAGUUGAUGUUUUUGAAAUGAGGCCGUCCUGAUGAUGGAAUAUUCAGAAUAAAAAGUCUGAAUCAUCGAGACGCUUCAGCUGCAGCUGGACUGAAAUUAAAUCAUCGGAGGAGGAAGAUCAGGAGGCAUGUCGUCAGAAAAACACGGGCUCGAUGAUUCUGGCCGUCAGACCAUGCAGCCGCCUCCGUACCUGCCGGGGCCCCAGGACCCCAACGUGCCGCCUCACCCCGGCAUGCCCACCGCGCCGGGAACUCAGCCCGGUUACCCAGCUCCACCUCCUCCCCCCGGCUCCGAAGGAUAUCUUCAGGAGACCCAGUUCAACUGCAGCCCCAUGGGGGCGCAGGGAGCCCCACAGGGCUACACCAUCCAGACCCAGGGCCCGGGGGCCAACGUGCCGCACCCCCCCGUGGGGUACAUCCACCCGGGUUACCCCCUGCAACUGCAGCCCUGCACGGCCUACGUACCCGUCUACCCCAUGGCUUCGGGUCAGCCCUACAUGCCAGCAGGAGGAACCCAUCCAGGGAUCCCCCCGGGCCAGAUUCACCCCAUGCAAAUGCCGCCCAGCAUCACCCUGAUGGACCGCCGGCCGCCGCACGACUACCUGCCCAUCGCCGUGCUCACCACCGUCUGCUGCUUCUGGCCCACGGGCAUCAUCGCAAUCAUCAAAGCAGUGCAGGUGCGCACGGCGAUAGCCAGAGGGGACAUGGUGACGGCGGAGAUAGCCUCGCGCGAGGCCCGCAACUUCUCCUUCAUCAGCUUGGCCGUGGGCAUCGCCUCCAUCGUGCUGUGCACCAUCCUCACCGUGGUCGUCAUCAUCGCUUCGCAGCAUCACGAYGACGAGUGGGAACCCUAACUGGUCGGGAUACGUUUUCCGGCUCCUUUCGGUUGUUGUUUUUUUUUAGCUGGAGGRAAGAGUCCAGCUCCCACCUACUAGUGACCAAAAAUAGGAGCRGAGGUUUUGAGCGUAAAACACCGGGUCAGAGUAGAAACAAAUCGUUAACAGUUCAUCCAGCUUUCAUUAGUUAAUACAGCCUUCACCGAUGUGGUAUAAAAAGAUGGGUCACUGCUUAAUAUUUUAAAAACAAAAUCUACUAAAUAGGUUUAUUAACUACUGUUUAAAUCUGUUUUCUGUUUUUGGGAGUUGAACCACGUGUAAACAGUGUAGAUUUACCAGACUGUGUUCAAUGGGGCGAUGGAUCGAUGUAAACCAAAUAAAGACAGUGGAGUGAGUGUCUGUUAUCAGCAAGCUAUUUAUUUUAGAUUUAGUGCACAUCUUAGCUGGUUUUUGAUGACGCAUAAUUUAUAAAUGGUAUAUUUGUUUACUUGUUUAUUAUCCGUUAUUUAUUAAUCUAUAUCUACCCUUGCAGUGACCUUGUCYGCUGUAACUUAUAGUGAUUUGUUGCAGCUACCUGAUACUCUGAAUUGGCUUAAAGUUGUGAUGAUCAUAUUGCACUUUGUAGUAACCGGAUAAAAUYGCACAUUUCUAGAUAUUCUAGCGCAUGAUGAGUAUUAAUCCAGGCGAAUGGGCUUUCGGUGCAAACGUCUCACAGCUGUCGGUGGGAACGUUGUGUAAAAUUUUAACGAUUGUGCUGCGGUAUUUUUUAUUUAAAAUGUCAAACAAGCUGCUGCGAGAAGGAGAAAGAAGGAUGUUAAGUUAUUAGCUUUUCUGCGUGGUGCAUCUGUUUCUCUUUCAAACACUGUUUUAGGGCAACGUUAGACUGUGAGGCAACAAAACCCUGCAUGUCAUCCACAAUUUGUUUCUGUUUGUCUUAUCUAUUUGAACUGGAUGUGUGUCUGGUUUCUACAAUGUAGCGCGAAACAGCAGCAGUGCUGUUGUCUUUAACACAGCUGCAAAGUGACAGUAUCAGCUAAACCUAAAAAAAGUAAGGAAAUUUGUGUUUGGUUGAUUAUUUCUUUUUUGUAACAAUGGGCCUCAUGCAAGAACCGUUCG
Austrofundulus limnaeus is the source of this 2097-nucleotide messenger RNA. It is a transcript of the gene prrt1, whose product is annotated as proline-rich transmembrane protein 1. The record is from RefSeq and is a predicted model, not a curated record. NCBI's taxonomy places the organism in Eukaryota, Metazoa, Chordata, Actinopteri, Cyprinodontiformes, Rivulidae. Gene Ontology annotation, cellular component: membrane. Bases 274 to 999 code for a protein of 241 amino acids. The transcript has 4 exons.